Drosophila takahashii is the source of this 777-nucleotide messenger RNA. RefSeq names its product accessory gland protein Acp29AB-like. The record is from RefSeq and is a predicted model, not a curated record. Lineage: Eukaryota; Metazoa; Arthropoda; Insecta; Diptera; Drosophilidae. Gene Ontology annotation, molecular function: signaling receptor activity.
AUGAUCAAGCUUGCUGAAUAUUUCUUGUUUGGCAUAAUCGCAUUUAAUCAGUGUGGAUUUCUGGAUUGUACGCAAUCGGUGUGUGUGCUAGAGGAUGCUCCAAAUCAGUGCGGAGCCUUCUGCUUUUCAGCAUUACGUCCGUUUAUUGAUCACAAGGCCAGGACUAUACAGCAAUGGAACUCCCAUGGUGUCACACUAAACGAAACUCUGGAAAAACUGGAUACGAUCGAAAGCCUAUUGCAGAAAGUUCCAUUAAUUGCAGAAAGCACAUGGAAGACGGAACAGUUGGAGGGUAAAUUACAGAAAUUACAGACAGAAAUGCAGGCGCUACAAGAGAAGUUCGAAAGCCAGUGCGUAUAUCUUCAGGGAAUGAUUUCCAAAAUUUUAUUAAGAAAUUCCUAUGAUUAUUACGAGCUAAUCGGCACAAGGCUGUUUUACAUCGAAAACUCAAAAAUAUUGAAUUUCAAUGACGCUGAAAAGACCUGUCGCAAGUUGGGUGGUCAUCUGGCGACCUUUCAGAAUCAACAAGAGUUAACUGAAAUCAAAGAGAAGCUCAAAGAGGGAUACUCCUACUGGCUGGGCAUCAACGAUCUGGCCAAAAGCGGCGAUUACGUAUCCUUCGCUUCCGGAAAGCAACCAACUUUUUUCCAUUGGGGCGAUUCUCAGCCCUACAACGAAAAUGCCAUUGACCACUGCGUAUCACUUCAAAAUUACGCAAUGUAUGUCGUUUCGUGCUCAGAAGGACAUCCCUUCAUUUGUCAAGCAGAUGAAAAUUAG